AUGGAGCUUCGCUGUUUUUUGGUGCACUGCAGUAAUCCUUCGGCUGGGCCCCCUUACGUAGAAAUACCGCCGUCGCCCGCUUCUCACUCCGGCGGGCGCCGCGGCGCUGUGAAGUGUUUGGGUCGUCACUCACCAGAGCUUUAUUGGCGGCUUGGCAACAACCCCCGCUUUUCACGGCGGAUGAUGUCGUUCUGGGUGGAGGAGGCAACAACACCGGAGGAAGUCCCCCCGGCCGCCCGCGUCCACCCACAUGUGGCCCAGCGCUUGACAUUAAAGUGUACUGGAAAGAACACGAUUACCGUGGCGCGACGCGCCGCCAGUGCAAAUUCCAGUAGCCAGCCGACUGGAGAAAGUCGCAUUCUUCUUCACUGCAAUGAGUCCACCACGCUCCGGGUUGGCGAUAGCGUGGGCGUCGCGCAUCAGGUUUGGAUGCAGGUUGUCCUCGUCCUUGUGUGCGUCAAUGAUGCGGUGAAGGUGCCGGUUGUGGUGCCGCAGGAGGAACGUAGCCAUGCUUCCUGCUUGCCUGUCUGCCGGACACUCUACUCGCCGCUGCGGGAUCCACCUCCGCCUCCGCUGGUGCAUGUGGAUCGAUUGUGGGUAAAGUUGCCCUUCGCCAUUAGGGCCUCGUUAGCAUUAGCCGCAUGGCAACACCAGUCGACCGCAGACUCAGGCGGUGUGGUAACCGCAACCGCAACCGCAGAUUUACCGAGUAUGGCGUCCACAUCGCUUGCUGCUCCGCCUGAAAUCGGAGACGGAAUGGAAGAGGCCGCUGCGCUUAGUAACUCUUCGCAGGUAAUUCGGGAAGGUGGGACGACAACGUCGAGCGGGGAAACACGUAGUAAGCGCCGAAAGCGUGCUUCGUCGUCUGGGAGCCGAGGCAUUGAGUCAGGGGUGCUCUCGCUGGAUAUGGGACCUCCGCAAAAGAAGCGCCUGGUCUCCGUGGAGGAGGGGGCUGUUAUGGAGCCUACUCCUCCACCUCCGUUGCCGGAAAACAGUACUUAUUAUUAUGAAACCUUCGACGAGCAGCUAGACGAUGAGCUUCGGAACCUGGAAUCACGCGCAACCGUCACCAAUCCCCUUAUUGCCGCGGGGCAUCCCGUCCCCGAACUAUUGGGCGAAAGCCCGCCAUGUGAAGGACGGCACGAUGAAGCAAAGCAAUGGCGUAGCCGAAAUAAACUCUUCACUGUGAGCCGAACUCAACUGCGGCAUGGCAACAACCAGCGAGAGAAAAACUUGCAGCUCUCGUCGGGCCAUGGACAAGUAGCAGGCGACAGCAAAACUGUUGCUGAUGAAUCACAGGUUGUGUACUAUCGCCGCUAG
This is a messenger RNA of Trypanosoma conorhini, 1320 nucleotides long. Its product is annotated as putative sugar transporter. Lineage: Eukaryota; Euglenozoa; Kinetoplastea; Trypanosomatida; Trypanosomatidae. The record is from RefSeq and is a predicted model, not a curated record. The transcript has a single exon. Bases 1 to 1320 code for a protein of 439 amino acids.